Molecule: messenger RNA, 5427 nt
Organism: Arachis stenosperma
Lineage: Eukaryota; Viridiplantae; Streptophyta; Magnoliopsida; Fabales; Fabaceae
Exons: 11
Coding region: 297-5099 (1600 amino acids)
Molecular function (GO): protein binding
Source: RefSeq, a predicted model, not a curated record
CCCUCUUCUCUCUUUCUCGUUCUCGUUCAGACUCUCUCCUCUUGUGUUCUCUAUCUAUCUAAUCUUAUACCCUGCAAUUAGCAAACCCUACACACCUGUCUCUCUCUGAAUCUCGGAACCCUAGCUCCUCCCAUUCCCUUCGCCCUUCGCCUUCCAAACCACUCCUCACAAUCUUCUUCAUCUUCUUCUUAAUCUUCAUCUUCGUCUUCAUACUCUUCUCUUUCUCGUUCUUCUUCCGUUCUUUCUGGAUCUCUCUGUUCACCUUCGAAUUCCACCAAUUUCGAGCUCCACCAAACAUGGGCGACGGCAAGGUCAAUCUCCCCGACGAUCUCUUCUCCUCCAAGCCCUCCGAUUCCAAAGAUGAAGCAUCCGCGGUACAUGGCACGGAGAAAGGGAUUGCUGGGCUACUUGAUGAUUCGAAAGAUCAAGUUUCAUUGGACAGCAGCAUCCCAUUAUCCCCGCAGUGGCUUUAUUCCAAACCUGUUGACUCAAAAGCAACUGCCAACCCAGUGGGGGCGAACCCCACUGAUCCCAUACUGAAAGAUAGUUGGCGUUUGGAGGGUUCUCAAGACAAGAAAGAUUGGAGGAGGACUGCUCCAGAUGUUGACAUAAGUCGUCGCUGGCGUGAGGAGGAAAGAGAAACAAGCUUGCUUGGUAGAAGGGAUCGCAGAAAAGAAGAGCGUCGUGCGGAGAUUACGUCAACCUCAGAGAACCGAUCCUUGCCUGCUGAUCGCUGGCAUGAUGGCCGUGGUUCUGGUCAUGACUCUCGGAGAGAGAACAAGUGGUCAUCAAGAUGGGGUCCUGAAGACAAAGAAAAGGAUUCUCGAAUUGAGAAAAGGAAUGAUGUUGAGAAGGAAGAUGGUCAUGCAGAGAAACAGUCUUCUGGUGUUAGCAAUCGACAAGGGUCUGAUCGUGACACAGAUUCUCGUGAUAAAUGGAGACCACGUCAUCGAUUGGAAGCUCAAGCAGCUGGUGUGGCCACAUACCGUGCUGCACCUGGAUUUGGGAUGGAUAAAGGACGUACAGAGGGAACAAAUGUGCGAUUUUCACCUGGAAGAGGAAGGGCAAAUAUAAAUGGAAAUCUGCAAAUUGGAAGGCCUCCCUUGGGAUCUAGUGUGGGCUCUGCACUUGUGGAUAAGAAUAGAACUAUACUGGGGAAGUCUAGCCUUGGUGUCGAGUCAUAUUACUAUCCCAGGGGUAAGAUUCUUGACAUAUAUCGCAAGCAAAAGAUUGAUCCAACUUUUGACAGUAUGCCUCCUGAGUUGGAGCAUACUUCACCCAUAACUCAACUGGAAUCUGUAGAGCCAUUAGCAUUUGUUGCUCCUGCUGCUGAAGAAGAGGCUGUCCUUAAGGAUAUAUGGAAUGGAAAAAUUACUAGUAGUGAAGUUUCGGGAUACUCAUUUAGAGGAAAGGAUGGAGGGUUGAAUGAUGAUAUUUCAGGUCCUGGUACAGCCUUAAGUGAAGGAAAACAAACUUUAAUUGACGGUGGUGGAAAGGUUAUCUCGGGAAUUGAAAUCUCAAAUGAUUCUGAUCAAAUUGCUGGUUCAUCUAGAAAUGCAGUUAAUGAUGUUGCAACUUUCCAACUAGGCAAGCAGAAACAUAUGUCAUCAGCUGUUGUGCAUGGGAGAGUGGAGAAUUCUGACAACAAUAACAGGGAGGGAACUAUCACCAUAAACAAAGUUGUUGAAUCAGAAACCUUCGAUGGCGAUAAGGGGCAUACCAAUCAUGGUGUUGAUUCAUUUUCUGCGUCAGAACUCAAUAAUAACCUGCCUGAUGCAUUUGGAUUUUCGCCUCUUGAGCAAAAUCCAAGUAUUAAUCAACAGGACCUGAAAUUUAAUGAGAAUGCAUAUUCUUAUGAAAUUGCUGCUGUUCCUGAGGAGUUAAGUUUGUGCUAUCUGGACCCUCAAGGGGCAAUUCAAGGACCAUUUCUUGGGAUUGAUAUAAUUUUGUGGUUUGAACAAGGGUUUUUUGGGUUGGACCUACCAGUUCGCUUGUCAGAUGCACCUGAAGGUUCACCUUUUCAAGAACUUGGUGAUGUCAUGCCUCACCUGAAAGGAAAAUCAGGAUUCAGUUCUGGUACGAACCUGGUGGCUCAAUCAGAAUCAUCAGAUGCCAUUCAAAGGAACCUAAAAGUAGAUGUGCCUAAUUUUGACUUCAAUGGGUCAGCUGUUAAUGAUGAUCAACUUUGGUCUUUAUCCCGUCCGGAUGUUAGCGCGUGUGUUGGUGUUCAGUCUCAAAUACGUAGUCAAAAUUAUCGCUCUGAGGUCCAAUUUUCUGACGAUCAGGCGUUCAGUAAUAUUGUUGCGCCAGAGGAGGAUAUGUCAUUAUCUAAAUUUGCUGGAAGCAGCAAUGACAACCCUUUGAUGAGGCCUGUGGAUGUUGCUUCUUCAUAUCCUCAUCCUAACAAACCUGUCAACAAUGAUGUUUUGGGGAGUGAUGCUCAUAAUGAGUCUGAUAAGUUGCAUCCAUUUGGUUUAUUGAUGUCUGAACUCAGAGAUGGUACUCAUUUAAGGCGUGCACAAUCUUCCAAUAGUUCUUUGAGAUUGGGCGAUCAGGGUCACUUUGUAGAUCCAUUAAUUGAUCGGGAUGCUCCUUUUGCUGAUCAAAGCUCUAUUGGGGGAAUGAUUAAUCAGUCAUCUCUCCGGGAUACAUGGCCUGAUGAAUAUGGGAUGAAUAGGCCUUUUAACCCUAAUAUGCAUGUAGGUUCAUUGGAAGACCAGUUCAUGUCCCAUAUGGGGCAACACUUUAAUAAUUUUGAUGCCCCCGAGCGGAUGAUACUGCAGAAGCUGCAGAAGGAACGCUUGCAGCAGCAGGCUACUGUAUCUAAUCAUUUUCCUGCACAUCUUACUGGGUCUGAUUUAGAGAGAUUUCCAGGUUUUCCUCACACUCAAAGCAAAAACCCCAAUAUCCAGCAAAUGAUGCAGAACUCGGGGUCAGAUUUUGAACGUCUUCUGGAACUUCAGAUCCAGCAACGCCAACUUGAGCUUCAACAGCAACAAGAUAUGCAUCAUCAACAAUUGCUUCAACAGCAUAUGAAGCUACAACCCCAGCAACAGGCCCAAGUUCAGCAAAUGCUGCUUGAACAGCUUUUGCAUCAACAAAUCUCUGAUCCCAAUUUUGGGCAGUCAAAGCAUGAUCUUUCUAGGGAUAACAUGAUGGAUCAGGUACAAUUGAGGAGAUUUCUGAAUGACAUGCAGCAGAAUUCACAUUCUUUAAGACACAUUGAUCCAUCAGUGGAACAGAUUAUCCAAGCAAAUAUGGGCCUCAAUGCUGUCCAAGGGAGGCAAGCUGAUUUAUCAGACCUUUUGUUGCAAGCGAGGCAUGGGAGUAUCAUGCCUUCUGAGCAACAGCUUCACUUUCAGCAAGAUCAGCUGCAGGCACAGCACCAGAUGUCAAUGGCUCUUAGACAGCAGCUAGGAUUGGAAGGGGAAAGACAUUUUGGUAGGUCUUGGUCAAUCAAUGAAACAGGGCAGUUGGUAAGAAAUCCACCAACCCAUCAACUGGGUCAUUCAGCAGGAUUUAAUGUUUCAGAUAUCCACAACCAGCAACAGAGGCUUUUAGCACAAGAGGAGCAAUUAAAUUAUCUAGGAAGGAAUCUUCCUGAGCAGAAUCAGAGAGGGUUCUUUGAUACUAAUCCAAUGAUGUUUGAGAGGUCUGCACCUAUUUCUGUCCAUGGAAGGGAGUUACAAGAUCGUCGUCGUUAUAUGCACCCAACUGAUCCACUGGGUUCUUUAUCUUCUCACCACCUACAAUCAUCUGAUGAUAUUUAUGGUCAUCACUCAGAUGCAUUCAAGAGUUCCCUCUCUGGCAACAACGGACAUGUUGAGAACAGCUGGAUUGACCCACGGAUGCAGCUGCAACACCUUGAAGCUAUGAGGCAGAGGAGGGAGUUAGGGGAUACCAUUGUAUCAACAGAUUUGAACAUUUCUGCAUCUAUGGGAGCUCAUGAAGAGAGUUCAGCACAUGGUUAUAUGGACAUACUUAAUCAAAAACUGGGCCUUCAUUCUGCCCAACCUUCAACUAUUGAUAAGUGGCAUCCUCUUUCAUCAAUAAGUCAUGAAAAAUCUUGGCAAGUGUCUGAGGCUGGCUCAAUAAUUCAUCCUUUUGAGAUUCCACCUGAUCAGCAAGUCCAUAUUAAUGAUCCAUUUUUAGAAAUGGCUUCGAGUGCUAAAUCCAAUUCCCUACUGAAUGAUCAUUUAGCCAACAUGCACAUUACUGAGCAAUACAAUAAUAUAGGGAAUACUGAGAGAAUGCCUCUUCGGUCGAGAUCUGGAUCAUUACUGGAAGAGCAAUCUCUGUUAUCUGGUAAUAAGGAUACUUUAAAUCCCAAUUACAGAAUUCCUCUCAUGAUGGGUAAAUCUAUGGAAAAAGAUUUACUUGAGUUGGAGACAAAUAAGGGGCAGAGGCAUGAAUUUGUAGGUGGCACAAUGAGCAAGUCUAUUCCUGGGAUGUUAGACUUGUCCGAUCAAGUGGAGAGUACGAUGAAUUCCAUGGAACUGCCUGUUAUGGCCCAUAGUAGACAUAGCUCACUAAGCAGUGCAGGAGGUGAUGGGGGCUCAUUUGGUCGUGAUAUGGGUUUGAAUAACUCACGUGCAGAUGAGGUUUCUAGUGACAGAAUCGCUAGUUCAACGAAACAGUUUGAUAAUGCUUUCCAUAAGCGACCCCAUGUAUCUCGUGUUUUAUCCUCCCCUGAUGUUCAGUCAGACCAACCAACUGGAUCCCAUACUAACCCGAACAAUAUAAUGAAUGCUGCAUCUGGUGAAGGACGACGAGAACCAUCUGGAAAUUCGUCAAUGAGUAGCAUGAUGGAUGCUCAGGCUUCUGCAAAGAAAGAAGUUCGAUUUAGAACUUCUUCCUUCAGUGAAGGUGCUGUGGCGGAAACAUCUUUUAUAGACAUGCUUAAAAAGCCUGUUCUUCCUGAGGUGGAUGCACAUGCAGCCAGUGGAGGUGCCACCGAGCCAUCUGAUGGUGGGUUCCAGGCAGCGCGAAGCGGCAAGAAGAAAGGAAAGAAAGGGAAGCAGAUUGAUCCUUCUCUACUUGGUUUCAAGGUCUCCAGCAACCGGAUCAUGAUGGGUGAGAUUCAACGCCCUGAUGAUUGAUACUUUAUUGCUUGCAAAUGUAGAUUAGUUUGUAAAUUUUUUCAAUUCUAUUUUCUUCGAAAUAGUUUUUCCUUUCUUUUUUUAUUUGGGAGGGGUUUUUAGGGUUUAAUGGUGUACAGGCCGUUAUAUAGCAUAGCUAUAAUAUUCAAUACAUCUGUUUUUACGAUAGGUGCAAUAGAUAUUUGUAUUUCAAAUCCCGUUUGGCGAUGACUAGUGUGUACAGUCUCUGAUGAGUGUAUAUUCGAGGAAGCUAUGCAUUCUCGUAUGACGGAUGGUUCAGCGAUUUUUGCGGGACAGUAGAAUUAAUGACAACUAAUUACUUUCUUAA